Molecule: messenger RNA, 1497 nt
Organism: Apodemus sylvaticus (European woodmouse)
Lineage: Eukaryota; Metazoa; Chordata; Mammalia; Rodentia; Muridae
Product: zinc finger protein 120-like
Exons: 5
Biological process (GO): regulation of transcription by RNA polymerase II
Molecular function (GO): DNA-binding transcription factor activity, RNA polymerase II-specific; RNA polymerase II cis-regulatory region sequence-specific DNA binding
Source: RefSeq, a predicted model, not a curated record
AUGUGCUCUGAGCCCUGCUUCUGGGUACUGCGAGGUGCUGCUCUCGGGCAAGCUCGGAAGUUGCAACAUGGUGAGCACAACACGGUCACUGCCAACAACGGGGAGGAGCAGGGGCUGAGCAGUGGGAGCUCCUGUGAUGGAUCUUUUCCGGGGAUGGAUGGGAACCUGCGGACACAUGUGACCUAUGAUGAUGUGCAUGUGAACUUCACUUGGGAAGAAUGGGCUUUGCUGGAUCCUUCACAGAAGAAUCUCUACAAAGAUGUAAUGCUAGAGACCUACAGCAACCUUACUGCUAUAGGCUGCAAUUGGGAAGAACAUAAUAUUGAAGAACAUUGUCAAAGUUCUAGAAGACAUGGAAGGUAUGAAAGAAGUCUUACUGGAGAGAAACCCUCUGAAUAUACUCAAUGUGGAAAAGCCUUUGCAAGUCACGGUUUUCCUCAAAAGCAUGAAAGAAUUCAUUCUGGAGAGAAACUCUGUGAAGGUAUUCAACAUGGUGAAGCCUUUGUACAUCACAGUAGUCUCCAAAUACAUAAAAAAACACAUACUAGAGAGAAACCCUACAAAUGCAAUAGAUGUGAUAAAGCUUUUGCACAUUAUAGUAAACUUCAAAAGCAUGAAAGAAUUCAUACUAGAAAGAAACCUUACAAAUGUAAUCAGUGUGGUAAAGCCUUUGUAUAUCUUAAUAGUUUCCAAAUGCAUAAAAGAACACAUACAAGAGAGAAACCUUACAAAUGUAAUCAAUGUGGCAAAGCCUUUGCACAUUAUAGUACUCUCCACAAACAUAAAAUAAUACACACUGGAGAGAAACCCUAUGAAUGUAAUCAAUGUGGUAAAGCCUUUGCACAACAAAGUUAUCUCCAAGUGCAUAAAAGAACACAUACUGGAGAGAAACCCUAUGAAUGUAAUCAAUGUGGUAAAACCUUUGCACGACAAAGCCAUCUCCAAGUGCAUAAAAGAACACAUACUGGAGAGAAACCUUACAAAUGUAAUCAUUGUGGUAAAGCCUAUAAAUGCCGUAGUAGUCUCAAAAGUCAUAAAAUAAUAACAGAUACUGGAGAGAAACCCUAUGAAUGUAACCAAUGUGGUAAAGCCUUUGCAUAUCACUGUAUUCUCCAAAAACAUAAAAGAACACAUACUAGAGAGAAAUCUUACAAAUUUAAUCAAUGUGCCUUUGCAUAUCUCAGUUCUCUCCCAAAACAUAAAAGAACACAUACUGGAGAGAAGCCCUAUAAAUGUAAUCAGUGUGGUAAAGCCUAUUCCCAACACAGUUAUCUUAAAACACAUAAAAGAAUACAUACUGGAGAGAAACCCUAUGAAUGUAAUCAAUGUGGUAAAACCUUUAGACUAAAAAGUCAUCUCCAAGUACAUAAAAGAACACAUACUGGAGAGAAACCUUACAAAUGUAAUCAAUGUGAUAAAGUCUUUACACGACAAAGUUAUCUCCAAGAGCAUAAAAGAAAACAUACUGGAGAGAAACCUUACAAAUGUAAUCAGUGU